AUGUCGUCUUCGAGAUCUGAUCACCCAACUUUGGGCUACCUACCCCAGCCAUCGGCGGGGAUGCCACGCUCAGGGUCUUCGACCGCUAAUACAUCCCCCACAGAAGGUUCAAACGGAAGUGCCUUAAGAUCCCCUUUUCUUGGAGCUCUGAAUUCUGGUAAGAUGGCCGGAAACACACGAUCGGGGGCUGGUUCUCCGUCACAUGAGCUCGGCGGUGCCAGCAGAUUAUUCUCCAAGAGAGCUCGAGAGAUCCAGGCACAGGAGGGACUACUACCCAACGUUUGGGGUCCCCCAACCAGCGGCGGUUCCACACCCCUCCGCGAAAAUAUACCUGAAUCACCAACAGAUGGCUUCCCGGACUUUGCACAUCUGGCAGCUCCAGAUAAUCUGCCACAGACACGACGGGCACGAGCAGGCACCGUCCCUUCUCGUUUCUCUCCUGGAGGGUUGAAUGAUGGACUCGCACCCCUCCCGUCACUCGUCACUAAGUCUUCCCGUCCCACCCCCUCGCCGAGUCCUUUCAAGAGCCCAUCUCCAAACCUGAGCGAGAUUGGAGAUCAUACCGUAGUGAGCAAUGCUGCUCUCUUAUCCCGGCUACGUGCUGGCUCGAUGCCGCAACGCAGCCAGUAUGCCAAUACUAGCGGGCCGUUCGGACAAUCUGUGUUUGCAACAAGCUGGGCUACAGGACGGGAUCGCACAUCCACCCUUGCGAGCAUUCAAAGCCAAGGAUCAAAUGGCCCGGAUUCCCCGGCCCAGUCGUCUUUCUCCAGGGAGAAUGGAGAGAACGACAUGCAGAUGCGGACACUGGAUUAUCUUGGUCUGGCCGAUACUCCCACGACUCCCCGAGCAUCCGUGUCAAACCCGUUUUUGGCAAAUCUUAACCUCGCAGACCUCACGAGGCAAGCCAACCGAUUCCGAUCAUACUCAGUUAAUGCAAAGGAGAAAUACGCGGAAGAGGAAGAGGAUGAUUACGGAACUGGCCACAUGACGCCGUACGAGACGCAGCAGGCACAACUCCAGAUCCAGCUUGCAGCUACAAAUGCAGCAAUCCAGCAGCAUAAUCUCGCAGUUCAGGCGUACGCAAGCCAGGCGUCGGCGAAUAGACCGAGAGCUAGAACUGCUGGGGUUCUGGAAUCGCCUGGCACUAGAUUGCUUCGUAAUUACUACCCUACUGCAUCCCGACUGGACAAUAGCCUCACCGCUGCAGAUUUGAAUCUGUGCGAGUCACCAGAGUACGAGGGCCUGCCAGAAUCCGUUGCCGCUAUGAACCUGGGUCGAUCCAACAGCAGGAACGAUGGUAUGCUGAAUCCAGAUGAUAAUCUGGAGGGCCCCACCCGAGCACUGUGGCUCGGCAGCAUCCCAUCGUCUACCACUGUCUCGACUUUGACAGAGAUGUUCAAGUCCCAUGGGCCUAUCAUCUCUGCUCGUGUUCUCACCCACAAGAACUGCGGCUUUGUGAACUUUGAGCGGUUGGAGAGCGCCAUUUCUGCCAAAGCCAUGAUGAACGGGAAGGAGAUCUUCCCUGGUGCCGGACCCGUCCGGAUUAACUUUGCCAAGCCUCCUUCCCCGUCAGGCACCCCGGGUCCUGACAACGGGGCGUUCCCUUCCCCAAGUCCGGAUCCAUUCGCCAAGGGCCAGGAGAGUGGGAUGAAUGGACUGGGGCUAAAUGGAAAUUCCCCGGGAGUUAUCUCACGACCAGGUACUGCGGCGCUGAAGAUCCCGUCGCUUGCAGACAUGAAAUCGGAUAUUCUCGACAUCGUUGGAGAAUUCGGUGCUACUAAGGACGACAAAAUCAAGAUCUCGCACAGUCUACAACAGGCCAUCACCUACGACCAAUUCGAGUCGGAGAUCCCACCAAUUCCAGAGCCGGCCCACAACAGAAUUCAUGACGCCCCCAAGCUCCGGGAUAUCAGGAAGCGAAUCGACAACCAGAGCUGGUCAGCUGCCGAGAUUGAGGGCAUCGCCGCUGAUAUGUUGAGCGAGGUUGCCGAACUCUCUUCCGAUUAUCUCGGAAACACUGUCGUGCAGAAGUUGUUCGAACACUGCUCAGACGAUAUGAGGGAUAACAUGCUGACCGAGAUUGCCCCUCAUAUGGCGGAGAUUGGUGUCCACAAGAAUGGUACCUGGGCCGCUCAGAAGAUCAUCGACGUCUGCAAGACCCCGAAGCAGAUGGGCAUGAUCGUUGCGAAUCUCCAGCCGUACACGGUCCCGUUAUUCCUUGACCAGUACGGCAACUACGUUUUGCAGUGCUGCUUGAAGUUUGGCUCACCAUUCAACGACUUUAUCUUCGAGGCCAUGUUAAGCCAGAUGUGGGAGAUUGCCCAAGGCCGCUACGGAGCCAGAGCGAUGCGAGCCUGUCUCGAGAGCCACCACGCCACAAAGGACCAGCAACGCAUGCUUGCUGCAGCCAUCGCUCUGCACAGUGUCCAGCUGGCUACCAACGCAAAUGGAGCUCUACUCCUCACCUGGUUCCUUGAUACCUGCACCUUCCCUCAACGUCGUACAGUACUUGCUCCUCAGCUUGUUCCGCACCUCGUCCACCUAUGCACGCACAAGGUGGCAUACCUUACCGUUCUUAAGGUCAUCAACCAGAGGCUUGAGCCCGAGGCCCGCGACACCAUCCUCCAAGCUCUCUUCUUCUCCCCUAACCACGCUACCCUUGAAGCCAUCCUGUCCGACCAUGCUUGUGGUGCAACGCUGAUCUUUAAGGUUCUUACCACCCCCUUCUUCGAUGAGAGUAUCAGGCCCUCAGUUGUCGAAAACGUCCGCCUCGUUCUUCAACAAAUCAAGGCGCAACCCUCGCAAGGAUACAAGCGCCUCAUGGAUGAGGUUGGACUCUCGACCCGCCAAGGCAGCACUGGACCAAACCGUGAGAACUCACACUCCAAAGAGCGUCCACGGCCUGGCUCGAAUCACAGCCAGGUCAACGCUCAGAUCCCUGCUCAAUAUGGGAACCAGUUCUAUGGCCAGAUGCAACCGGGCUUUGAUAUGGGUUUGGGUAUGCAACGCACCGAUAGUAUCGACUCUAAUCUCGGAACUUACACCCAGAAUGCUGCUUACGGGCUGGCAAACCCUAUGUUUACUCCGGGUACCAUCCAACCCAUUAAUCUCCAACAGUUGCAGUAUCAGCAGUCGCUCCUCUCGCGCGCUGCGCCUCCUAUGAACAACUUUUACCCAAGUAUGCAAUCCGGGUUUGCUACGCCUUCUGCGGACCAUUUCCGAAACCAAGGCAUGAACUCGAGUCCGAUCCAGCCACCGCAACAGAUGAGUUCUGCAACCCUUCUUGGACAAGGCUUCGGUGCCCCACCGGGAUUUGGAAACCUCGGAAUGGGCAUUGGCUAUGGGUACGGCAUUAAUGGAAUGGGUGCCGGGCAAAUACCGGGCAUCAGCCUCGGCAAUGGCUAUAUGCAACAAGAGCAGCAGGUAAAUGGCCGCCGGGGACGAGUACGUUGA
Molecule: messenger RNA, 3453 nt
Organism: Amorphotheca resinae ATCC 22711
Lineage: Eukaryota; Fungi; Ascomycota; Leotiomycetes; Helotiales; Amorphothecaceae
Exons: 2
Coding region: 1-3453 (1150 amino acids)
Molecular function (GO): RNA binding
Source: RefSeq, a predicted model, not a curated record